Messenger RNA from Salvelinus sp. IW2-2015, 1482 nucleotides. The record is from RefSeq and is a predicted model, not a curated record. NCBI's taxonomy places the organism in Eukaryota, Metazoa, Chordata, Actinopteri, Salmoniformes, Salmonidae.
CUCUUCAUCCACAAAACUCCCCGCUGUCUUGAUGCAUGGCUUGCCUGGAGCCCAGAUGGUAGUGACUGACCUGACAGAACCUGACAAGCGGGCAGAUGCCCUUGGCAAGCUAGGCCUAUGUUUUGGCAUUGGCAUGGUUGCCGGCUCCACCUUGGGCGGUACACUAAGCACACGUUAUGGGGAGACAUUUGCUGCUUGUGUAGCUGCUGGAGGGAGCUUCAUCAGCUUCCUGUUGGUUUGGACGUUUAUCCCUAAACACACUAAGAUACAAGCUCCACAGGACAACACAGACAAGAAGAGCAAUGCCAAGUCAGUCUUUGACCUGGGUGAGAUCACCAGACUGAUGAAGUUCCCUGGUGUGGCCAAAACCUUCAUGGUCAAGAUCAUCUCAGGUCUGCCAUCAGGUAUCUUUCAGGUCAUGUUCUCUGUUAUCGCCAUGAACUUCUUCCAGCUGGCGCCAGAGCAGAAUGGCUACCUUAUGGCCUACUUUGGGAUCGUGUCAAUGGUAAUCCAAGGGGGAGUGAUUGGCCGGCUGACCUCAAAGUACUCUGAGAACUCACUGCUUCUCCUCUCCAUCGGCAUGUCAAGUCUGGUGGGCCUGGCUCAGGUCUUCAUGGCUAACGUGUUCCAGUUCUGCUUCAUCGUUCUCCCCAUGAUGUUCUCUCUCAGCGUGUUCAACGUCAUCACUGACAGCAUGCUGACAAAGACUGUGCCUUCCUCCGAUACCGGCACGAUGCUGGGCCUGUGUGCCUCUGUGCAGUCUCUGCUCCGUACCAUCGGCCCCACGAUUGGAGGCUUCUUGUAUCACAACUACGGAGUGGCCUCUUUUGGGUUCAUCCAGUUUGUCGUGAACAUGGUCGUGUUUGUGUUUAUGCUUAGAAACAUGGUCAACAGCAAAGAUGAGCACAGAGAAUGACAUUCCACAGACUUAAAUACAUAGGGCAUUUUAAAAGUGACCUAAAUAUAGUUUUAUAUUAUCAGAGAAUUUUAUUAUAUUUCUAUAAAUGGACAAGAAUAUAAAAUGCAACAAUUUCCUAGAUUUUACUGAGUUACAGUUCAUAUAAGGAUAAAAAAUAUAUACAGUAUAUCUGAAUAUUGUACUUGUGAUUUGAUAUUCAAUAAACAGGAACGUUCAGAAGAACAGUUGUUUACUGGAGAUGCCACUUACAUAUAAAAUCCUUUGUUGAUUCUGCAGAUGUGAUUUUUGUGUUUGUCAAACAGAAGGUUUGGCAAUAAACCCAAUCUAUUAGUAACUAGUAGAUGGUCACUGCUGUAGUUGUGUUAGCUCUACAGAAUCUCAAUUUAAUAUUUGCUCAACCAUUUCAAAAACUGAAGAUAAAAAAUAAAUGUUUUGUUAAAAUGUUUAUUUCAAGGUCUCACACAUUCCAUAUUCCUAUAAAAGAUUUCUCAUCCCUCUGCUAUCGUUGCAACAUGCCUAACACCUGCUCAAAGCAUGUUAUUUUGUCAUGUAAAAGACCAAAA